AGAACGCAUCGUAUCGUAUCGUUGUCUGUCUGUCUUGUGAGUGAGCAGUGAAACGAGUGAACUGAUUGCAAUUUGAUAAAAUUAUCAAGUUGUAUUUUGAGAAUGUGAAUAAACAGUGAUUUCUAUCUUACAAUCAAUCAAAAUGUAUCUGAAAAUGGUGUGGUGUUAUGUUUUUAUAUUGACUUUAUUAGAUAUCUCGCUGAACACCAAACUGACAGCCCAAGGAAAGAGCCACGGAACCGUGCAGGACCAGUGGAUGCUGAUAGAGAAAGUUCACUUCCAGGAAUAUGCCAAAGACUCUCUGCCCGUGCCGCCGGAGUCGCUGCGGCUGUCGCCGGCCGAGCUGCAGUUCGGUCGCGCGGAGCUGGCGCGGCCCGCGGCGCUCACCGUCACCAUCACCAACACCGCCAACACCACCAUGCAUCUCGCCUCCGUCGCCGGCACCACGCCCCACUUCCACGCGUCCUUCUUCGAGUCGAAGACGCUGCCGCCGCAAGCUAACACGACCUUCACCGUGGUGUUCCUGGGCCGGCGCGAGGGACUCGUCUCAGCGCACCUCUACAUUCACACCUCGCUCGGCGUCCACAAAUAUCCAGUGUCUGCCGAGGGCGUGGGCAACGAGUUCGACGUGUGGCCGAUCAUAGGCGUGCGGGUGCCGCUCAACGCCACGUUGGAGCCGCUGCUGACCAUGCGGAACCCCACCGAUCAAACUAUACAGGUGACUGAAGUAUACUCAUCAAGUGCGUGGCUGGGGCUGCAGCUGCCGGACGGCGGGCAGUCCGCGCCGCGCGACCUCUGGUUGCUGCCUCCGCACAGCACCGUGAACCUCGUACGGCUGCGGGUUACUGCGCCCGCGCACCAGCCCACACAGCGGGGCUACAUCCGGAUAAAAGCGAACAUAACGGGCGGCGGGCUAGUGGUGGCUGUGGAAGCCCGAAUGACGCCGCAGCAGGAGUUCCUGGAGCCGCUGCAGCUGCGGCUGCGGCUGCGCGGCUGUCGCGACCCGCCGCAGACGUGGGACAUCCUGGCGGGCAGCAGCUCGGGCGCGGCGAUGAGCGCGCACGCGCGCGUGUGGGGCGCGCGCUGCUCGCACGCCGCGUUCUCGGCGCGACAUCCGCUGGACGAGCCCGCGCGCCGCGCCAACGGCGCGCCCGACCUGCUCCACGGAGUGAAAUCAGAGGGCGUCCACGUGACGCUGCUGCGGACGCAGCUGGACGCUUAUCAGCCGCUCACGCCCACCGUCCGGCUCACGCUCGACUUCGGCAAAAUGUGGGACAGCUUCGUGACGGCGGAGUCGACGGAGAUGAACGGGUCGGGUGGAAAGAAACUCAGCGAGGCGUGGUGCUCGGGCUUCGUGCGCGUCGGGCGCGCCGCGCUGCCCUACAGCGUGCGCCUCGUGCCCGGCGGCCUCGUGCUGCUGCCCGCCUCCUUGCAGUUCAUAACUGCGAACAAAGAGGAGGUGAUGAAGGAGCGAGAGGUCCGAGUGCGCAACGACUACAAGAUGGCGGUGCGGCUGCUCGGGCUCGAGUACGAUCAGGAGUUGCAGGAAUUUUUCGAUAUAGAAGAGACCGCUGCGGCCCGGCUGCCGGUGGAGGGCGGACAGACCGUGGCGGUGGCGCGGCUGCGGCUGCGCCGCGCGCCGCCCGAGGACGCGCAGCUCAGCGCCGCGCUGCUCGUGCGCAGCGCUGUGGCCGCGCAUCGCCUGCCCGUGCGCCUCGCGCCCGGCAAGUUCAAACUGGAGUGGGAGUGGCCGAACAGCGCGGACGGCGUGCUGCGGCUGGGCACGCUGAGCACGUCGAGCACGCGGCGCGUCUCACUGCUGCUGCACAACACGGGCGCGGCGCCGCUCUGCGUCACCGCGCUGCACUGCGACCUGCGCGGCGGCGACCUCGCGCUCGAGCCGCACACCAACCACUCCCGCUGCGUAGAAGGCGGGCAGUACUUGCGCGCGUGGCUGGUGGUGGUGGCGCCGGCGCGGGCGGGCGCGCUCGCGGGCAGCGUCUCAGUGAGCUCGCAGCACUGCGCCGCGUCGGCGCGCGUCACGCUGCGCGCGCGCGCGGGGCUCGUGCGCGCGGGGGACAUGAUCCGGUUUAUGCAAGGCGCGCCGUACGCGCCGGCCAGCAUCCCCAUCCAGAUCCACAGCACGAUGGCCGCGCGCAUGCGCGUCACCGACGUCACCGUGCGCGACGCCGCGCUCUACGUCACCCUGGACCCGGAGGCGGAGAUCAAUGCGGGCAGCCACGUGGUGGGCACGCUGCACUACGCGCCCGAGCGCCUCUGCGCGCCCGACUGCUACACGGGGCUAGAUCUGCUCUCCGAGGAGGGCGUGGCGUGGUCGUCGCGGCUGCGGUCGAUGCCGGCGCUGGCGCGGCGCGCGGCGCUGGAGCGCGACCUGGCGCUGCUGGAGCGCCGCCUCGCCGCCGCCACCGCCGCCAUGCACAAGCACGCCAACCUCACUGUCUACGUGCACACCACUGAGGUGGUGCAGAUCCCUGUGUCGGUGUCGGUGCUGUCGAUCUGGCCGCGGCUGUGGGCGGGCCGCGCGGCGCCAGCGCUGUGCGGCGUGGGCGGCGCGCGCGCGCUGCGGCUGCUGCUGCGCAACCCCUCCUCGCGCCCGCUGCUGCUGCACGCGCGCGCGCACCACGACAUCUGGCACCAGCCCACUCUCGAGGGUUGGGAAGAGAAGCCUCAAUGUUUAGAAUGCACAUGGGCUCCGGAAGCGUUCACUCUGACCGAGUGGCAUGUGGUGAAGGGAGAGGUUCGCUUGUGGAACGAGACGAGCGAGCGAGUGGAGCGCGACGAGCGAGCGGAGCGGAACGACACGGGGCUGCCGCCGCUGCUGAUGUCGCCGGCCGCGGAGAUCGAGCUGGUCGUCAACUUCGCGCCCAAAGUCGCCGCGCCGCUCGCCGCCAAGUUUUACUUACGGAACAAUUUGACAAUAUUGGAAAGCGUGCAGGUGUGGGGCUACGGCGUGUACCCCAGCUUCGAGCUGGGCGGCCGCCGCCCCGGCCGGCACUCCUCCUUCACCUUUGAGAUCACGCAGUGCGGCGAGGCGGGGCUGGGGCAGGUGCGGCGCACGGUGGUGGCGCGCAACACGGGGCGCGUGGCGGUGGCGCUGCGCGACUGGCGGCUCAGCGGCGCCGCGUGCGCCGCGCGCGGCUUCAAGCUGUGGCCCUGCGCCGCGCUCACGCUGCAGCCCAACGAGUCGCGCGCGCUCUCGCUCGCCUUCCAGACCGACUGGACGCUGGCCAGGGUGCCCGCUGUCUUACAGGUGUGGACCGACAUGGGCGUAGCGGAGUGGUCGCUGUCGGGGCUGGUGCCGGCGCGGCUGCUGGCGGCGUGCGGCGCGCAGCAGCCGCGCGCGGGCUGGGAGGCCAGCGCGCGCGCCGGGGGCUCGCUGCUGGCGCUGCUCGCGCUCGCGCUCGUGCUCGCCGCCGCCGCGCUCGACGCCGAGCGCGAGCUGCGUCGCGCGCAGGCGCAGAGACCACAGGCGCCGGCCGCCCGCGCGCCGCUGGACCUGCGCGGCGUGGCGGCGGAGUGCCGCGCGGAGGAGCGGCCGCCCCCGCCCCCGCCCCCGCCGCCGCCGCCCCCGCCCCGCCGCAAGCGCGCGCGCCGCGCCCCCGCGCCCCUCGACCCGCAGGCGGAGAGGCGCGCCUUCGAGCGCUGGCGGGCUGAGGUGCUGGGGCGCGCGGACGACCACUCGAGCGAGGACGCGGACGCGGAGCAGGAGGCGGAGGACUCGCCGCCGCCGCCCGCGCCCGCGCCCGCGCCCGCCCCCCGCGCCUGCGCCACGCCCGACGACGACGUCGGCUCCACAGGGUCGGACUCGUCGUCCCCGGGCGAGGAGCGCGACGAGCCGGAGCCGCUGGAGGCGGCGGCGGGCGACGCGGCGCGCGCGGGGGAGGAGAGCGGAGCCCCGCGUGCGCGCGCUGCCGCCUGCGCGCCGCCUCGCGCGCCCGCGCGCGCGCCCGCCGGCGACGCUGCGCGCGCGCGCGCGCCGCCCCGACACCACGCCAGGAAGGAGAAGAGCGUGCGGAGGCGCGCGGGCGGCGAGCGCGGGGCGCGCGCGCCCAGCACGCCGGCGCGCGCGCGCGACGUGCCCGCGGACGCGCGCGCGCCCGCGGCGCUGCGGCGCGGCGCCACCUGGAGCUCCGUCGUCGCUGAAGGCGUGGCCCCCUGUAACGGCCGCCUGUCGCCGGCGCCGGCGCCGCUGGCUCCCAUCGGGUCGGACGUGCGCCGGCGGCCCGAGCGCGCGCAGCACUCGCUCUUCUACUUCAACGACGCCUCGCCCACCUGGACGCAAGACUGCAGCGUCUUCAGAGAAGAUAACCCGCUGGGCGGCUCGAGCGCCGUGGUCGCUCCGAGCGCGGGCUACGGCUCGCUGGGGUCGGUGGGGUCAGUGGGGUCAGUGGGGUCGGUGGGGUCGGUGUGGGGCGCGGGCGCGCCGCUGAGCCCGCGCGCGCCGCCCGCGUGGCUGUGGGGCGCGGCGGACCCGGUGCGGCCGCCGCCCGGCUUCAGCGACCCCGCGCGCCCCGCCCCCCGCGCCUACGACCCCUUCCGCUCGCUCGCCUCCAUCUGGGGGCCCGGCACCAUGGACUGGCGCCGCGACCCCAAGGACCCCGCGCCGCCCGAACACUGAGAGCCCCCCCCUCCCCCUCGCCCCCGGACGCGGCGCUCUAGUCUGCCCCCGCGCCGCGCCCGCCCUUUACGCGCCCUACGAGAUCGUCUGUUCAAGACUGAAUAAAACUUACAUUUCUAAAGUGAA
Molecule: messenger RNA, 4765 nt
Organism: Plodia interpunctella (Indianmeal moth)
Lineage: Eukaryota; Metazoa; Arthropoda; Insecta; Lepidoptera; Pyralidae
Gene: Tmem131
Exons: 28
Coding region: 143-4639 (1498 amino acids)
Cellular component (GO): membrane
Source: RefSeq, a predicted model, not a curated record